UCUAAGUGGUGAGGAGUGGAAUCGUUCUGAUUGUGCACCUAUCACCAUGGUUGACACCCGGAGUGGGAAGAGCACUAACCCCUACACCCAGGAGCAGCAAGAGAAGAUGGCCGCCCUAGUGACAGAAAACAAGGAGAGGAAAGAGGUUGAGAAGCACGCGAAGUUAAAGGCUAUCACGGAGGAGCAGGCAGCUAAGAUGAAGAGGUUGGAGGAGGAGAUGAAGAGAGUUCAGAAGGAGGAGGAAGAGAAGAGAAAGGCUGCUGAGGAAGAAGCCGAAGCAAAAGAAGAAAAAGAAAGAAAAUGUAUUGAAGGAGGAGAAGGGAGUAGUGGCACAAAGAGGGAUACAGAUGCAGAGAUGGAGAAGAGGAUAAGUGAGUGGGUCGCUAAUUUAUCGUUGGGAGAAGACGAGGAGGCGAAGUCUUAUGUGACUCAGGAUGAGAGGGAUGCACUAGCCAGUGAGCUAGCAGCAAUGGAGGACCCUCUGGAACGGCGAGAAAGGGAGGAGGAGCAGAAGUUGGCAUGGAAAUUGAGGAUGAAGAGGGAAAAGAAGAGGAGGAGAGAGGAAGUCAACAAACUGACCGCAGAGGUGGCGAAGGUGCAAGACUGUAGGAAAGAAGUGCAGGCCCAGACAUAUGAUAAGGCCAAAUGGGAUAAGGUAUUGGGGUACCUGGAGGUGCUGAGCACAACAUGGAUGGAGGAGCGCCAAGCUAGUUGGAGCCAAGAAGUAGCCUUGAGUGCCAUGCGGUCAGGAUUUAGAGAGUUUGCGCGCGAUAUAGUCACCCACAUUGGGGGCGAAGUUAAGCAACUGAGAGACAAUGUGGGGAAGUUUUGUGAGGGCGCUAUCAAGGGCGCCAAAGCAAUAGCCGUUGUAGAGGGCGAGGCCAGGCCUCGCAAGGACCCCGUUAAGCUUAAAUUCCCGGAUGCAUAUGGAGGGAAGAAGGAGGAGGACUUUGACAACUGGGAGGCUAGUGUCAAUAAUGGCAUUAAGCCAGAGGACAGCAAGAUAGCAGCGAUUAGAGAUUGGCCGACGCCCCGCACAUUGACAGAGUUGAGGUCGUUCCUAGGCCUUGCGAACUACUAUAGAAAGUUCGUGAGGAACUUUUCUACUAUUGCCGCUCCCCAGCGCAGGUUGCUUAAGAAAGAGGCAAUCUGGCAAUGGUACCAAGAUUGUACGUCUGCGCUAAAGAAGUUGAAGCGUGCAUUGAUAGAGUACCCUGUCCUCAAAGUAGCUGAUCCGUCCUUGCCAUUUGUCGUCACCACGGACACGAGUAAGUAUGGUAUAGGCGCCGUGUUGCAGCAAGACGACGGCAAUGGCUACAGACCCGUAAAGUUCAUGUCAGCGAGGAUGCCCUCUGAGAAGGUCGCUACCUCGAUGUAUGAGAGAGAACUCUACGCUCUCUGGCAGGCUCUAGACCACUGGAAGCAUUACCUGCUUGGGAGGCACUUCAAGGCCGCAGAGAUAGACCAGUAUGAUUUUGAGCUCAAGCUAGUAAAGGGCAAGUACAAUGUAGUUGCGGACGCUCUGAGUAGAAGAUCAAACUACUUUGGAGCUAUAGUACACUACCUGGAUAUAGGGAGAGACCUGCAGGAGAAAGUGAAGCAAGCGUAUUCGCAGGACCCCAUCUGUAGUGACCUCCUAAAGAGAGUUAGGGAGGCCCCAGAGACUGAACCAGAUUACCGCACUACUGAGGGAUUGCUAUUUGAGAAGACUAAUGUGUUUGACCGCAUGUGCGUUCCCCACAGCGAAGAGAUCCGCAGUUUGAUUUUAGGGGAAUGCCAUGACACAGAGGGACACUUUGGUUGGCAGAAGACAUUAGCCAAUCUGAUGCGUGCGUGGCCAGGGAUGAAGAAUGACUGCAUAGAGUAUGUUCGCAGUUGUAAAGUGUGCUAGAGGAAUAAAACUACUACACGCAC
This is a messenger RNA of Chara braunii, 1914 nucleotides long. The record is from the annotation of a GenBank genome assembly. NCBI's taxonomy places the organism in Eukaryota, Viridiplantae, Streptophyta, Charophyceae, Charales, Characeae.